Centropristis striata (black sea bass) is the source of this 2982-nucleotide messenger RNA. RefSeq names its product nuclear GTPase SLIP-GC-like. The transcript is spliced from 22 exons. Lineage: Eukaryota; Metazoa; Chordata; Actinopteri; Perciformes; Serranidae. Gene Ontology annotation, molecular function: GTPase activity. The coding region runs from base 1 to 2421 and encodes 806 amino acids. The record is from RefSeq and is a predicted model, not a curated record.
AUGGAUGACUUUGUUCGGAACAAAUUAACUGAGUGGGGUCUCAGCAAGUUGAUAGACAAAUUUAAAGGUAAAGGCAUUGACACAGAAAGUUUCCACGAACUCGGUGAUCGAGAAAUCGCUGUUUUGAUCCCAAAAGUGGGACCAAGCACAAAAUUCAAAAAGUACCUCCGGUUGUUGAAGAAACAAAAGACAACAGAUCCAGAAACAGUUGACUACUUUGCUCAAGUUUCUGCAUCCACCAGUGGCAGAAGUGAUAAAGGAAAGAGAAAGUUGGAUCUUCAGGACCAGUCCAGCAAAUUGCCGCCAACUAGAAAAUCACGACGUGAAACUAAACUGGGAUCAUACUUAGAAAAAAGCAUACUAUCUGAUGUAAAAAAUACCAUGGAACAUGUCUAUCAGAAACUGCCAGACAACAAAAAUAAGCUCAACAACUUCCUUAAGAAACGCAUCCGUGACUUGAAGAAAGACAAGAGGGAGCUGGUUGGUGUCUUUGGUAAAACCGGGGCUGGGAAGAGCUCUUUGAUAAAUGCAAUCAUUGGAGAGAAGAAUCUCUUGCCAUCUGGAAGUGUCAGUGCAUGUACUACAGUCAUGAUUAAAGUUGAGGCUAACAAGCAGGACGAGUACGAGGCAGAAAUUGAGUUCAUCACAAAAGAGGAGUGGAUGGAAGAAGUGUGGAAUUUCCUCAAGGAUAAAUCAAAUCAGGAGAAUGACGAAGAUUACCGUGACAACGAUAAAAAGUUGUCAGCUGUGUAUGGAGAGGAAUGGAAAAACAAAUCUCAUGGAACCCUCAUGGAAGACAAAUAUUUCAAAGAAAUCCCAGAAUUUCUCCGUUCCCAGAGCAAGAUUUUGACAUGUGAAUCAGCUGAAGAGCUCUCUGUGAAAUUGGUCAAAUACACAAGAAGUGACCCAGAAGACGGAGAAGGUAAAGUAGUAAAGAGGUGGUACUGGCCACUGGUGAAGUGUGUGACUGUGAGGGUGCCAGAUAAUGAUUUUCUCCAGCACGUCACACUUGCGGAUCUUCCUGGAAAUGGGGACUAUAACAAGAGCAGAGACGAGAUGUGGAAAGGGGUUGUUGGAAGUUGUUCUACUGUGUGGGUCGUGACAGAACUUAAUCGAGCAGCAGCAGAGAAGGAAGCCUGGGAGAUCCUGGAGAGUGCCGGCAGCCUCAUGGGAAAUGGUGGCGAGUGUCAGCGCAUUCACUUUAUCUGCACCAAGUCAGAUAAUAUUGAAGACUGCGAUGAUCAGUCAGCAGCCCGUGUUCGUGAUCUCAUAUUUAAAAGAAACGAACAUGCCAAGAGAAAAGUGAAAGAAGAAUUCAACCUAAACCAGAUUAAGAAACAUUUCAGUGAUAAAUGUUUGGAAGUGUUCACAGUGAGCGCCAAAGAGUUUCUAAAAAAGAAACAUCUAGACGCAAAUGACACUGAGAUACCCAAACUUCAGGAAGUUCUGCAAGAUCUCAACGACUGUCACUCAGAGACAUUAAACUAUGUGUCUGGAGCUCGUGGGAUUCUCUCUCUGAUUCAAGGGGCCAGCUGUAGACAAGAGGCUGACAAGACAGCUGUGUACACAGAACUUGAAGGAAAUAUGGAGCAUGAACUUAAUAAAGUCAGAAAAUCCAUGGAAGAGACUCGCAAUUCUUUUGAUAGUUGCCUCAUUGAGGGUGUCAAAAACUCCAAAAGUUCAUGGGAAAGAACCUUAAAGUCGGUCUUACAUCCUCCUAAGGGCAAGGAUAAUGGUUUUCACAGGACAUUGAAGUGUGUAGUUCAGAAGGGCGGCAUACACAAGCCAAGAAGAAAUAAAGAAAUAAACCUGAACAUGACGUUGGCUUCAUGUCUGACUGACAGCAUUGAUGAGGAAUUCAAGAAAACCUUCCCAAAUGAAGGAAAAAGUGGACCAUUUAAUGGGGUCAUCAACGAGUUUUCACUUGGCACAAAGAGGAUGAUGAGAGAGGGGCAAAAGUACAAAGAUGUUGAACUGCAACUCACAUUUCUCAGCACAGAGGAAGAAAAUAUCAAGACAGAACUGAACAAAAUCAUCCGGGAGCGCAAGAAAAUAAUCUACAGCAGUCUGAUGACGACAAUCGAGGAAGCCAUGAAAAAAUGCUAUCGGGAAGCAGAAGCAUUUACAGGACCCGGCUCACUGGACAAAAUGAGAGAAACUAUUGAGGCACAUGUACAAACAUCAAGGAACAUCAUGUUUGAGAAGGCGAAAAAUGAAAUGUUGAACCAGCUGGUCGACCUGAUGAAUGAGAUCCUGGAGAAACUGAAGGAAACAAUGCAGGAAUCAAUUGAGCUGUCACUCAAGACAGAUGGUGACUCGAUCCCAGAUGUUCAAGCUGACCUUGAGAUGGUGAAGAAGCACUACAUUGAACUGAUGGGAAGCCCAGAUCCACUGGGCCCAACAGCUGCACUGCAUCCAUGACAUCUGCACAGGUUUGCUCAGUGGAGAGAAACUGCAGAGGCCUGAUCACCCACUGAAGGUUCCUGCAGGCAUUAGAGAGGAGAGGCUUCUGGAUUUAGUCUCAACCCGUUUUGUCAAGUUAUUAUCCCUGUUUUUUAUAUGUACUAUUGUUGUUUGGUGGUGGUGAAUUACAUGUAGCGAGGUUUUAGAUUUUGUGGUUUUGGUAGGACAUUUUUGCCUUCAAUGGCAAGAAAUGUGUGGAGAAAGAAAGGGGGAUGACAUGCAACAAUCCCAAUCAGAUUUAAACAUUGUGAUUUUAAUGUCUUAGCCAUUAGGCCUCUAGAGACUCUUUGUUUUUAAUGAUUUAACAUUUAAUGUUUUGAAAAAUAUUCAAAAUAUAUAUUAUUUUUAGUAGUUUAGCAUGCUGAAAUUUCAAUGAUUUUAUAGUCGUCCUGAACCUGGAUUACAGUACAUAUCACAGGUUGGAUUGGAGAGACUUCAGGCUUAUUGAAGGAAUUAUCUUAAUAUUUUUUCUUUCAUGUUCAAUGAAAAAACUGUUUCUUGUUUGUUCAUCCAUAUAUG